Paramecium pentaurelia is the source of this 1741-nucleotide messenger RNA. NCBI's taxonomy places the organism in Eukaryota, Ciliophora, Oligohymenophorea, Peniculida, Parameciidae. The record is from the annotation of a GenBank genome assembly.
AUGGAUUUUUUAAAUUGUUAAAACACUUAAUGUCCUGAAAAGUAUAUCUGCUUAAAUGAAGAAUGUUAUUUAGCUGAAAAAAAACAAAUUUAAUGUUAUUAGUGUCUUACUAAAUAUCAUAUAAAUAAAAACAAAGUAGUUAAACAUAUGGAUGAUUUCAUUGAGAUAGAAUAAUUUAUUAAUGAAAUAAAAAAGAAACAAAUUAGAAGGACUACUUUCAUUUAGAUGAUUAUAUAAUAAGCAUAAGACUUUUCAAAAAACAAAAUUUAAGAAGUAUAACUAAGUAGAAAUGCUGAUUUAAUUAAAAAUGCCACUGAAAAAAUAGAAGGAGAAACUGCUAAAUUUCUUAAAUUUCUGAGUUCUACAUAUUUAGAAUAAAAAUUCACAUUUCCAUACCAAAAUUCAUUCCAUACUUAAUAUGUUAAGUUUUAUUUCGAAAAUGAAAAUUAAUAUUAAGAAGAUUCAAAUUAAAAAUUAGCUACACUAUUCUCAUCAAUUGAUAAAUAUAUGCAAGCUCUUGAUUUAGACAUUCGAAAUAUUAUAAAAAGGUUUAAAUUAGUUUUAUAAUUAAUUUAGGUCAUAGUAGAAAUUAGAAGUCCUUGAAAAACAAGUCACUUAAUUUAAAAAAUAAUCUCUUUAUAACAAGUUAUUAUUAUUAAUGUUAAUCUUAUUAUUUCCAUAUUUAUUCUAUUUGUAAUUUAAUUAAUUUGAAUUAAUCAAAUUUUAUAGACAAUAAGAAUUAAAUGCACAAAAAUAAGAUUAUUUAAUAUAGGAUCUCUUAACUUUGAAGGAUAAAUUUAAUAUUCUGUAAUAAUAGUAUCAAUAUUUACUAAUAAAUUAAACUGAGGAUAUAUCUGUAUUAAAUAAGACAGUUAUACAAGGAAUAGACAGUGUUUCAAAAUUAAAGCUUCGAUUUGAUACUUUUAAAUAAAGUUCUACUUUAAAUUUAGAGAAAAACAAGAUUUACUUUGAAACUCGUUUAGAAUCCAUAUAAAAUAAUUUCACCUAUUUUCUUAAUUCAGAAGUUCUUCUAAAAAGUUAAAUCUAACAAAUAUCAUCAAUGCUUGACUUCAAAAUUAUUAAUGAUUAAAAGAUUAAAUCUGAAUCUGAAUAACAAAAGAAAGUAAAACUAGAAUAAUUGAAAAGACUAAAAGAGACAGUACAUUAAAUAAAUUAAGAGAAUGUGAUGAGAAAGAUAAUUUAAUUAAAAAAUUAUAUAUAUUCACUUUUGAAUUUUAGACCUUUGAUCAAAAUUCAUAAAAAUUUACCAAAAUAAACACUCAAAAAUUUUGAAUUAAUAUAUGACGAGUUAUUUAAUAAACCCAUAUUAAUUUAUACAAUGGCUUAAAUAUAAUAAAAAGUUUUUAAAUAUGCUGGUGACAACCCUUUACUAUGUUUGGGAGGAUUAAAUUUGAUGAAUUUAGAUGCCAUUGAUUUAAUAGCAUGUGAUUUUGCAAAUGAUAUGUUGUAACCAACUUUUGACUCAAAAAAGGCUAUUAAAAGUACUCAUGGAGAUAUCUACUGGUAUUAAGUUUAAGAAUCAUCAUUUGGAUUUGCACCAAAUGAAAAUAUCUAAUUAAUACUUUGUGAUGAUUAUGAUGAAAAAAGUGAGUAUAGAUUAAGUUAUUGGUAUGAUUUAAAAACUUUAUCUGGAGGGCGUCGAUUAGGCAAAGAAUUAUAUCUAGAGAAUUCAACUUAACAUAGAUUAUAGAUAUAUUUAUUAAAUCCUCCAUUUUAAUGA